Molecule: messenger RNA, 1884 nt
Organism: Humulus lupulus (European hop)
Lineage: Eukaryota; Viridiplantae; Streptophyta; Magnoliopsida; Rosales; Cannabaceae
Product: B3 domain-containing protein Os01g0234100-like
Exons: 7
Coding region: 141-1433 (430 amino acids)
Molecular function (GO): DNA binding
Source: RefSeq, a predicted model, not a curated record
CUCAUAGUGAUAAUAAACAAAUAUUUUCCUUUUUAAAAUAGAAAUAAUUUAAACGGUCGUCUGUUUAGCAUUCUUGUAAAUUGUUAUUUUAAAGUUUAAAAGUUCCCUCCUGACCCUUGAGUUCUCUAUACUAUUAAGCCAUGGUUGUUGCUCAACGAAGACAAUCACCAUCUGAUUCUUCACCUCAAAAGGUCAAGCGAGGGAGACCAACCAAAGAAAAGGAAAUGCGAGUAGUCUGCUAUGAUCCAAUGAAGACUGAGAGCAAUAAACGAAAGAAAGUCAAUGUAGAAAGCUUGUACAAUAAUUCCAAAGCUGCAUCACCUACCAUGGAACGAGCAUAUGAGGUUCAAGCAAAUUUAGCUCCUCAGUUCCCAAGCAUGGUUAAACUUAUGCUCCAUUCUCAUGUUUGUGUGGGGUUUUGGCUGGGUCUUCCUAAAAAGUUCUGUGAUAUGCAUUUGCCAAAGCAAGAUACAAUGAUGGUUUUGGAAGAUGAGAGCGGGCAAGUAUGUGAUGCAAAGUAUCUUGCAUUGAAGGUGGGAUUAAGUGCCGGAUGGAGAGGGUUUUCAAUUGCUCAUAAAUUAGUCGAGGGAGAUGUUGUAGUCUUUCAUUUAGUCUCUCCUCUUAAAUUUAAGGUGUAUAUUAUUAGAUCACACUGUCCUGAUGAAGUAGAUGGUGCGCUUGGGCUUCUCAAAUUAGAAGCUCACAUGAAGCAAAUGGAUAAUACUGGAAACAUCAUUGCUUGUGAAAAGGAAACUAAAAGCUUAAAGCCUGAUGUCUUGGACUGCCCUUUUAAUAUCAACAUUCAAAAAACUAUCUCUUGGACAUCAGAACAAUCUGAUAAAGACUACGAAGUUAUCGGGCCUGAGGUUUUGGAUGGAAUUAGACUUUCAGAGUCAGCUAUAAGCUUUGAACAAGUGAAACACUUUGAUGAUUUCAACAUUCUCGUCAAUGGUUUGAUCAUAAACUCUGAGCUUCCCAAAUACUUGCUGGCCAAGUACUACGAGCUCUGUCGUAGUCAGAAAGCAUUUCUUCAUGAGCAUAUUCUCGAGGGCCUUAACUGUAAACUUGUUGCUGGAGUCAUCUCGGAGACAAUUAACAUAGCUGACGCCAUCAGAGCCAGCAAGAUCUCCAGCUCGGUCAAUGAUUUCACCACUUGGGAAAAGACCCUGAAAGCCUUUGAGGGGUUGGGCAUGAAUGUGGGAUUUUUGUGUUCUCGACUAGAGCAGCUAGCAAGUCUAGCUUCAAAAUCAAAGAGAUAUGAAAACGUUAAAGUUGAACGUGAGGAUGCCAAAGAGGAGUUGAGGAGUUUGGAGAAAAAGAUGUUGACAGUAAAAGACAGAUUGAGUAGUCUUGACACUGAGUUUGAGGCCAUUGGAGUUCAUUUUCAGGACCUUCAGCUAAAGUUCAAAGAAGUUGCAAGCGCUCCUUGGUGAUGACUGACGAGGAAGUUUCAUUUUGCUGUUUCUUUCUUGAGGAUACUUCAUAUGAAUGUGUCAAGUACUGAAUAGUCAAAUACUAACUACAUGGGGAAGAAGUCUUUUGUAUUAGGGGUAUAUAUGUAUGUUUUUCACCCGACUCAAAAUCUUUCUAUACAUUGGAGUUCAUUUUCAGGACCUUCAGCUAAAGUUAAAAGAAGUUGCAAGCGCUCCUUGGUGAUGACUGACGAGGAAGUUUCAUUUUGCUGUUUCUUUCUUGAGGAUACUUCAUAUGAAUGUGUCAAGUACUAACUACAUGGGGAAGAAGUCUUUUGUAUUAGGGGUAUAUAUGUAUGUUUUUCACCCGACUCAAAAUCUUUCUAUACAUAAUGUACUUACUUUUAGAGAAUGAUAGCACCUUUUCAGCCUUUCCAUUGAAUCAAAAUUACCUAGUGAAACUUCAUGACUU